Messenger RNA from Malaya genurostris, 1820 nucleotides. RefSeq names its product DNA-directed RNA polymerase III subunit RPC3 (gene Polr3C). The coding region runs from base 168 to 1691 and encodes 507 amino acids. Lineage: Eukaryota; Metazoa; Arthropoda; Insecta; Diptera; Culicidae. The record is from RefSeq and is a predicted model, not a curated record. Gene Ontology annotation, biological process: DNA-templated transcription. Gene Ontology annotation, molecular function: single-stranded DNA binding. The transcript is spliced from 2 exons. Gene Ontology annotation, cellular component: RNA polymerase III complex.
UUUAUGCAUGUGCGUGCAUUAAACAUAUUUUUCUGCACAGAAUAGUAAUUAUUGUAGGGACCUGUCGACCCAACAUUAGUGAUAAAUAUUGUCGCGAAGAAAGAAAUAAAACGACAAUACUCGGAAGCUGAUUGAUAAUUUUAAGUUAGAAGCUCUUAAUUUGCGAAAUGUCAAUUCAGUUAGGCAAAUUGUGUUCAUGUAUCAUACAACAGCAUUUCGGUGAAGUCGUACGAAUGGUCGCCGAUGAUCUCUUCGCGGCGGUAUCUAAGACGUUACCAAUGAUAGUGAAAAGUACUGAGCUGUCCAAGUCGGAGGUCUGCAAAGCUCUUGCGGUUUUGAUAAAGUUCAGUCUGGCAAGAUAUCAACCUAAUAAAUCCAGUACUGCUUAUGAGUACAUUUUGGACUAUGAACGAAUUCUUAUGGUGCUGCGGUAUCCACGUUACGUGCAUUUAAUACAAACUAAGUAUGGCCACGAGUCCGCAAUAUUAACAGAGGAGUUACUUCGCUCAGGGUAUCAAACUGCAUCCUAUAUCAUUCUAAAGGCGACAUCGAUUUCCGACGUAAAAGACAAAAACACUAUUACCACAUUACGGCAGAAGUUCAGUGAUCUGGUCGGUAUGAACUAUUUCAUUAGGACGCCAGAACCGAAACUAAUCGAGACAAACAAGGAACUUUUCAUGUUAGAACAUGAGGACUCUAAGCUCUUCCAGAUGCCUGAGUUGGAUCUUCGCAUGUUACUCGAUCUACAGGAAGGGAAGACUUCCAAAGCUCCCGACGAAGGUAUCCAUUGGAUGGUAAAUUUAGAAAAGUUUCACUUAGAUUUUCGAGAUGCGAUUAUGUUGAAUGCCGUGGAACGGCUCAUUGAUGCCAAUGCAGCAGAGUGCUUGAAGUACUUGUUGCAGUUGAUGUAUACUCGAACCAAACCGUGGGAAAUGGUUUCGAAUCCUAUACCAUUAGUUGAGUUGAAGCAGCUUUGUGAGAAAAAAUCAAGCAAUUUAGAAUUGAUCAAGUUUUUAGAUCAAUACGUAGCUGUAAUCGAAUCGGUUAACUUUUUAAGCAAGUAUGGCGAUAUGGGUGGUGGGCAGUACACAUUGAAUAUGAAAAAAAUUUUGGAGCAGCUCAAUUGGAGUUGUAUCGAAAACAUCAUAACGGAAAAGUACGGUUCCAAAGCAGUCCGUAUUUUCAGGGUGACAAGAUUGAAAAAAUUUAUUGAACAGGAAGAUAUACAGAAGGAGGCGAUGGUACCGGCGAAGGAAGCAAAACAGUUAACCUACAAGUUGCUGGAGGAAAACUUCCUUCAGAUUCAAACAUUUCGUAAACCGGGCGGAGGAAAUGCCGGUGCACCGAAAUCAUUUUUCUUAUUCUAUGUGAACCAACCGCAAAUUGUUUCCAUGUUGCUGGAAAUCUGCUACAAAUCGUUGUAUAACUCAAUAACCCGAUCAACUCACGACAAGACCGUCAACAAACGAUUGAUUGAGAAGAGUCAGCGACUCGAUAGUAUUGUGGAAGCGAUGAAAGAACGAGGUGAGUCGGAAGAAUACAUAGCAGAAAUACAAGAAACUCUGACACCGCCAGAAAAAGAAAUUUUACAAAAGGUUAAAAUUCGAGUGAAAAGUUUGUACAGUGCGGAAAUUGGAAUCGAUGAAACAAUCUUUUUACUCAAACUGUAUCAGCAAUAUCAGAAAAAGUAACAAACGAUUUCAACACAUUUUAGCACUAUCAAGGUAGAAUUCGACGUUGUCGAUUUUAUCUGUUAAAGGUGAUUUAUUUCGGAUAUCAAAUGCAGAGAAAAAUAUUGAAAUUCUUUAUUUGAUCUUUAA